UGGGGCGGGGUAGAUCGAAGCCUGAGGGCCUGUAGCCCCAGUCUUCACUUAGGCUCCAGCUUCUUCCCAAAAUAGGGAUGCUAAGGGUUCCGUUUGUACCUUGAGAGGCUACUGCGCUUGCCCGACUCCAUCCCGGGUAUUCCCAGUUACUUGCGGAGAGCGCCUAGGCACGAGUAGUACUGACAGCACACCUCAAACGGCUAACCUGUUUAGUCCCGUUGUAAUAGCCUUUGGCUGUGCCGCAAGCUUGUGGGCUUAUUGCUCAUUGGCGUGGCUGCCUGGGGCAAGGGCCUGGGUCUGGUGUCCAGCAUUCACAUUAUCGGAGGAGUCAUUGCUGUGGGUGUCUUCCUUCUCCUCAUUGCAGUGGCAGGCCUUGUGGGCGCCGCGAGCCACCACCAAGUGCUGCUCUUCUUUUACAUGAUCAUCCUUGGUUUGGUCUUCAUUGUCCAGUUUGGAAUCUCUUGCUCAUGUCUGGCUAUUAACAGAAACAAACAGGCAGAUGUCAUCAGUGCUUCCUGGUGGGUCAUGAGCAACAGCACCCGGCAUGAAUUUGAGAGAAACUUUGACUGCUGCGGCUUGUUCAACCGCACCGCCCUGCAUGUGCGAGAGGAGACUUCCUGCAGCGCAAUGUGCAGGACCAGGAGCUCUGCAUGCCAGAUGUGUGGAGAGAAGUUCCUCAAACAUUCAGACAAAGCCCUGAAAAUCCUAGGUGGUGUUGGGCUCUUCUUUAGCUUCACAGAGAUCCUUGGUGUUUGGCUAGCAAUGAGAUUCCGGAAUCAAAAAGACCCUCGAGCCAACCCCAGUGCCUUUCUAUGAGACCUUUGAACCCCCAGGUAGGGUCUCUGCAGCCCAGGCUGGUUUCCAGCUUGCUACACAGCCAAGGAUAACCUUGACUUCUGGAUCCUUUCGCCUCAGCCUUCAGUGCUGGGAUCACAGGUGUGUGUCACCACACUCAGCAAGUCUCUGGAUCCAUCUGAUGGCUCUGCUCUUCCUGUGUCUCCCCCUAAAUCCUCAGAAACCUAGAGUGGUCGCCCCAAUCCCCACGUUUUUCCGUUUUUAAAGGCCCCCUUGCCUCACUCCUUAAAACAGAUGAAGUGCUGUCUCUCUGAGGAUCUAGUACGCUCCUAGAAGCCUUUCAUGACUACUUUCCCUCCCCUCAACACCUUUGGGUCCAAGGACAAAAUCAGAA
Molecule: messenger RNA, 1189 nt
Organism: Meriones unguiculatus (Mongolian gerbil)
Lineage: Eukaryota; Metazoa; Chordata; Mammalia; Rodentia; Muridae
Gene: Tspan31
Product: tetraspanin 31
Exons: 6
Coding region: 418-816 (132 amino acids)
Cellular component (GO): membrane
Source: RefSeq, a predicted model, not a curated record